AUCCCACCUUUCAUUCCAGAGCUUAAAGCAGUAAACAUCCUCUAUACCCUCUUUCCUACUUUUCCCCACAACAGCCCUGUGAGGUAGGUUGGACAGAGAGAGAGGGCCUGUCCCAGAGUCCCCCAGAGAGCUUCUGUCGUUGGGGGUGGGAGCAGAACCUGGGUCUCCCCACCCCAAACCCAGCACCGGACACUACCCCACGCUGGUGAUGGAGGGGAGGGGAUAGUGUGUCUGUGUGUGCCUGUGUGUCGAACUUUGAACUGAAGAAGGUUUGGAUUUCUUUUCCAGCAGGCGGGUAGAAAUGGAGAAGCCGGGCCCGGGACACCACGUUCAAAGAGGACGGAAAAGUUCUUACCCUGUUCAGCUUGGGGCCGUCCGAGAGUUCCCGGUUGGGCUAGACUCCCGUUUUAUUAAGCAGGAGCCGGAGGAGAAUCUCCAGCAGCCGUGGGACGCUCAGUGGCAGGACUUUCUGAAGGCGAUGCAGCCCUCUCGUCCCGGACAGAAACGCACCCAGCUACCCAGCCCUGCCCGGUCCCGAGACGGUUCCCACUCCUCCUUCAAGGGAACCGCUGAUCCGAGUCAGAGGCCUGGGAGAAAAGGCAUAACCCAACCCUUGCCAGACCCCAGCGAAGAUGGCCAAGGCCUCAUUUCCCCGGUGAGAGUGAAGGAAGAAAUCCUGGAGGCGGAAGAAGCCUUUGGCUCAGAAACAGAGCGCCAGCGUUUCAGGCAGUUCUGCUACCAGCAGGCCGAAGGGCCCAAAGAGAGCUUUUUCCAGCUGCAGGAACUCUGCUGGCAGUGGUUGAAGCCCGAGAGACGCACCAAGAAGCAGAUUCUGGAGCUGCUGGUCCUGGAACAGUUCCUGGCCAUUCUGCCCCCGGAGAUGCAGAACUGGGUCAAGGAGGGCAAGCCGGAGAGCUGUGCCCAGACGGUGGCCCUGGCAGAGGAUUACUUGCUGCGGCUGCAGGAGGCUGAUGGACUGAAAGAAAAGGUUUCCUAUCCCGGGGAAGAGGUAGCUGUUGUUAAUUCUCCCAAGUCAGAGAAGGUUGUGUCUGAAGCCAUGAACAGCCGUCUCUCUGCAGGGGCUGAGGAAGAGAGCGAUGAAGAGGCCAGUUUUUUAGGCACUGACCAAGGUUACGAAAACGAGGAGGAGGCCUUCUCCUUCGAAAGGCAUCCAGGCAUCAGUGGGCUGUCUUUGGCAAAACUCAAUGGGAAGUUAUAUCAGGUCUGUGGACUGGAAGCGAUGCCAGGAAGUGAGCCUCGCCAAGAAAUCCACCAAGAAAGCCAAUCAGGGAUCCCAGCUAUUUUUCACGAGGAAAGCUUACAAGAAAACACCUUCCCAGAGGGAAACCAGAAGGGAAAGAGGAGGAAUACUGGUCCCAGUUGGGGGACAGUUCUGAACCGUGGUUUUGAGUUUCCUCCAAACCGGAGAAUGCAAAAACUCUACACGUGCACCUACUGUGGGAAGAUCUCUAAUAAUAGCGCACAUAUGAUCAUCCACGAGAGGACCCACACUGGCGAGAAGCCGUACAAGUGCUCCGAGUGUGGAAAAUGCUUCAGCACAAAUUGCAACCUGAUGAAGCACACCCGUGUGCACACGGGUGAGAAGCCAUACCAGUGUACCGACUGUGGCAGGAGCUUUAGUGACAAGGCCUCGCUCAUCGUGCACGAGAGGACCCACACGGGGGAGAAGCCCUAUGAGUGCCCCAUGUGUGGGAAAAGCUUCACCUCGAGCUCCAACCUCAUCACACACAAACGGGUGCACACUGGGGAGAAGCCUUACAAAUGUUCCGAAUGCGGGCAGAGUUUUGUUCACCGGCCGCAGCUGGUUAUCCAUAUUCGGACGCACACUGGGGAGAAGCCGUAUGAGUGCCCUGAGUGCGGGAAGAGCUUCAAUCAGAAAGCUGACCUUAUCAUCCACAGGCGCACCCACACCGGGGAGAAGCCGUACGAGUGCCCCGAGUGUGGGAAAAGCUUCAUCUCCAGCUCUUAUCUUCGGAAGCACGAGCGGCUGCACACAGGGAAGAAAGCACAAGCCGGGGAGGAAAUGCACAAGUGCAGCUAUUGUAGGAAAAGCUUCAUCAGCCGAUCCAAGCUUCUCAUCCACGAGAGAACCCACACGGGAGAGAAGCCCUUUGAAUGUGCCGAGUGUGGGAAAAGCUUCAGCACCAGCUCUAACCUGGUCAACCACAAGAGGGUCCACACAGGCGAGAAGCCGUACCAGUGCUCGGAUUGCGGGCAGAAGUUCAGCACGAACUCAAACCUCGUCAAUCACCGGCGGGUCCACACGGGAGAGAAGCCGUACAAGUGCUCCGACUGCGGGCAGAACUUUGGUCAUAAAGCUUCCCUCCGGAGGCACAAGAGAAUCCAUUCCAGAGAACCCACCAGAUGCAUGCUUGGAACAGGGGCAAAAUGUUGAAACAAAACUUACGGCCACGUGGAAAGCUGUCUUACGCUGCAGUAGACUCUCGGCCCAUUGAGUCAGCGUCACUGGGAAGAAGCGUUUCCAGGGCAGGUGUCUUCACUGCCCUACCUGGAGAUGCCAGGGAUCCAACGUAGGAUCUGCUACAUGCCAAGCAUGUCUUAUGCCACUGAUCUGGGAUCCAUCAGCUGGGUUUCCAGAUGCUAUUGGAAAGUUCACCAGCAGGAUGAGAAGGCAAUACCCACGGUGGUAUUCAGAGGCACGCAGUCCCUAAGCUGCGCUCCUACACGUGCUUACUUGGGGAGGAAUUCAGUGGGGCUCUAAAGGGUGUGCCUAAGCGCUACCAAGCCCCACAUUUUCUUGCAGGAGUCCCAUAAAUUGGCAAGGGCUCUAUUAAGUCCUGCAAAGGACUUCAAUGUCUUUUUCUAUCACUCAUGUACUACUCAAAUGGUACACCAAGAAGUUUGGGUCUCUCCUGGUCUAUUACACUGAAUAAUGACUUUUUUUUUUUAUGAUCAAGUUGGGAUCUAGAUUCCUUAAGGGGUUGGAAGUGAGGGGGGCCUAGCUAGCUUCUUAGGAAGUUUAGAAACAAUUGAGAAAUAUUCCUUGAUAAGGAAGCGCCAUUCAAAAGGUGUUAGCAACACUGUAUGACGUAGCUGCCUUUGUUAGCCUGUGUCCCUGCCUAUGUGUGUCUGCAAAUCCAAAUGUAUUUUGGUGUUUAGGUCUUGAACAAAAAAUUGUAGGAUGCCCUGAGAAAAUUGGGCACCUUCCCUGUAGUAUGGAGACGCCAUCAUAUGGUGCUAGCAGGUGGAGCGAUCAAACGGUUCAUUACUAAACGAGUGGAUAUUUUAUACAAUGGUAGUGUUCAAAUAAAUGAACUCUUUGCUUAUCCUAGUUAAUGAAGCUUUGAAGGGAGAGCCGUGUCUUUGUGGAACUGUAAGGUGAAGGUGGAAAGGCAAGAGAAGUUAAAAGCGGGAGACUGAGAGGUAACAUGCUGAUUGAAGCAGGAUAGGUAGCUUGGAGGAUAGGACAGAUAAUGUGAGAGUCAAGAAAACCAGAGCACAAGGUUUAGAGAUGCGUG
Python bivittatus (Burmese python) is the source of this 3500-nucleotide messenger RNA. The record is from RefSeq and is a predicted model, not a curated record. NCBI's taxonomy places the organism in Eukaryota, Metazoa, Chordata, Lepidosauria, Squamata, Pythonidae.